AUGGAGAUGCCAGUUUUCUACCCUCUGUGCUUGAGAAAUCUGGAGAUUUCUAUGUUGGCUCCUGGCAAAUGCAGAGGAUACAACAUGCUUCACAUGCAGAAAAUCCUUUCUCUCCAACAUUUCUUCAAAGAGGUACCUAGUCAAAUUCCACUACAAUCCUGCCAAGAAGAAUUGGAGCCCCAAGAUUGUGUUUUUGAAGCUGAUCACUUCCCCAUGGAAACUAUGGCAACACAUUUCUCUUCGAAGGAAGAUCAACUUCUGGUUUGGAUGGUUGAUUUUUAUUGUCAUGGACGCAGUGAGAGUGAACACCUGCCAGGAUUAUCUCUCCAACGAAACGCCCCAUAG
This is a messenger RNA of Darwinula stevensoni, 345 nucleotides long. NCBI's taxonomy places the organism in Eukaryota, Metazoa, Arthropoda, Ostracoda, Podocopida, Darwinulidae. The record is from the annotation of a GenBank genome assembly.